Messenger RNA from Botrytis byssoidea, 462 nucleotides. RefSeq lists its product as uncharacterized. The transcript has a single exon. Gene Ontology annotation, molecular function: fatty acyl-CoA hydrolase activity. Lineage: Eukaryota; Fungi; Ascomycota; Leotiomycetes; Helotiales; Sclerotiniaceae. The record is from RefSeq and is a predicted model, not a curated record. Bases 1 to 462 code for a protein of 153 amino acids.
AUGAACCCCGUCGCAAUGCAGAACCCAACGGAAGAAUUGAUCCACGUCAAGAAAGUAUGGGAUAACAUGAAAGGCAACAGUCCCAUUUACGACUUUCUUCUCGCAAAUGUUGAGAUCAUAUCGGCUACAAAAGGUCUGGUUGUCUCGCGCUUGACGGUGGAAAACAAUCAUGUCAAUUCUCGAGGUACUAUUCACGGUGCAGUGAGUGCAAGUUUGGUCGAUUGGUCUGGAGGUCUUGCGAUUGCUUCACAUGGAUUGGAGAAGUCUGGGGCAAGCAUUGAUAUUCACGUCACUUAUAUUGGGACUGCUCAAUUAGGGGAUGUCUUGAAUAUUGAGGCCACGGCGUCGAAAGUUGGACGAUCACUUGCCUUUACCACGAUUAGAAUCAGUAAGCUAGUUGAUGGCCAGCCAGGACCUAUGGUAGCGACGGCAUCACACACAAAAUAUAUACAAACCAAGUAA